Schistosoma bovis is the source of this 7265-nucleotide messenger RNA. The record is from the annotation of a GenBank genome assembly. Lineage: Eukaryota; Metazoa; Platyhelminthes; Trematoda; Strigeidida; Schistosomatidae.
UUUAAAUCUAAUUGAGUCAUUUCAAUAAUAUAACCAAACUUAUUGAAGUAAUUUUUGUCGUAGUUGAAAAGUACUGUGAAACAAUAGGAAGCACGCGCUUUGCGGUUUGAACCAACUCACUAGCAACAUAUUGGAUAUUGGAUGUCAUGGGAAUUGGCAUUGGGCUCAAGGUCUGGGCGCGGCGUUUCGGAGCUUAGACGUGUGGUGAUACACGAGGCUAGUUUUACACAAACAGCUUUGAGUUUUUGGCUUCUACUUGAAAGUCGUACGGUAUGGCUUUUUUGUGUGUUGAACUAUUCUCAGUUGUGCAAUAUUUUCGGCUAGCCUAACGAAAUUAUAUUUAGUUGAUUGUACGCGGUCGACAACAGUAUUUGUUUUAAUAGUCUUUGUAAAACUACUAACCCUUGUCGUCUUGCCUUCGUGUUUGCACACCCAUUUUCACACAGUUACUCAUCGACUGGAACUAGUAAGCUAGGUCUUUCGGUUCACGAUGCGGUUGCCUUAAACGCGAAUUACUGAGCGCUAACAAGUCCAUUCUUAAAAAUACUUAGUCCGAGAGUUAUGAAGAAUCAAGAUAUCAAUAGGCCCUCAAAUCGUCAUACGUUCCCUUUCUUCCUGUUGUAGUGAGUUCUCAUAUCUAUAAAAUAAAUUCCUCUAAUAUUCCUUCAGCAUUGCUCGUCACCUACUGUUGUCGACACGUUUUACGUAGUUGCUUCAUUGUCUCACUGAAUCGUCUAUUAUUCCCUAAGUUUUAAAUAAUAUACCUACCUUUCCCUACAGCCAUUUUCGGUUUUCUGUUGUUGUCCCCACUCAUUAUUGUCUUAUUGCUAUAGGAUUUAGUGCCUUAAUUAUGACCUUCAUGGCCACUGCUUCGUAUUAGGUCCUACGUUACAUGUCGGUGAGACUAUAAUUUAUGGACGACUUUUAAGCGGCGCGGAAGUGACCAUUAGAGUGGACACCUACUCAUUAGGACUUAAUGGGGGUUAUAAAGCAGUUAGAAUUCUCAUUUACAAUUGAUGGUUAGGGUUGAAAAAUAUAUUAAGGGUUCUCAUCACGAACUGACAUCAGCUAUAAUACCAAGAUUCUAUUUAGCCAAAUGUAUGGGUGGAUUUCGCCCCAAAAUUUGUGACUCGUUAUUUUAUAUCUGAUUGGUUCGUCGAUAAAUUAUAGUCUCGCCGUAGCAGUGGUUGGAGAUCCUGGAUGAUCAAUAAAGGAAGCAAAUAUCCACUUAAUAUCCAUCCAUUUUCUACGUGUAUUCCCGUUUAAUGUUGCACUUCUAUUACGUUAUGCCUAGUCAGUCAAGACUAUAAUUUACUGACGACCUUUGAGCGACGCCAGUGACCUUGACAAUUUAGCAACCCAGGAUUGAGUGAUGUCUAUAAUUUAGUAUGAGGAAUUAGGAUUAGGAAGUAGUUAGGGUUUUCAUCACGAACUGACAUCAGCUAUAAUGCCAGUGCUAUUUGGCCGUAUGAAUAAAUACAUUUCGCGUCAAAAUCGAAGACCUGCUACCUUAAGUCUUAUUGGUUAACCCGUAAAUUAUAUUUCUACCCACUUUUGUUACAUUUAGGCUUAAUAUUCAUUUAAACGUGGGUAGGACUUCCAGGACAGUAGCUGCAUAAGCGUGGCCAUGUGUGAACAUCUCGAGAGAAUAGACUUUCCACCCUCGACCAUACAAGGACAUUUAGGAGCAAAGCGUUCUCCGGGAGUGGUUUUAAGCGAUUCUACGUUAAAACAUCCAUUUACUGAAAAUGACGUCAUCUAGAAUCUUACACCACAGACAUGCUGACUGCACGUACUCUAUGCAUGUCAGUAAACCACCAUGUAUUAACCUACGGGCUACAUACAGUUUAGGUACCUAACAAUACCAUCUGACAGCUGAUUUCACCUCAAAUAAAACUUUUGGAUGAUACCUAGUCUCACCAACUACUAUUUGUUUGUAACACCAAAAAUAUGGUGCAUAACGUUAAUAUUUAAAGUCCUUACCAGCUACCAGAAUGGUUUGUCACUUUUCAUCUUUGUUUACCUAUACUUCCUUCUGAAGUUAAUACGUCAUUAAUAAACCUGAAAAUCGGAAAACGGCACCUAUCCAUCUUCUAAAUUUGUUUUACACAAACAACUUAGCCAUCUUAUCUAGUCUAUAUUUUAUUUUUAGUCGCGUCACUCAAUAAAGUUUGUCAUUAAAACUACAUUUGACUCCGUUGAUCAGUAGUUAAAGUUGCUGAAUGACAUGGCUCAAAACCGAUCACAAUAGCAUAGAUGCAUUCACUCCCUGUCUAUUCCUAGAUCCUGGGUUUCAGAAUUACUUUGGACUGUUUAUUCCAUGAUCUAUUCCUAAUUUUUCCACUAGCACUUCGGUACUCAUCUUGAUAAUUUCAUCCCUCUGUGCUGAUAUGCUGUGACAACUAGAACCGACGCUGAUGUAUGCCAGAUUCUACGUUAUUCAUGACGCGUUGGUCUGUUGGACUCACACGUCACUCAAAGGUGUAUCAAAGAAGUAAAUGAACCUCCUGUAGACUGUUACAACACAGUCGAGUCCGAUUUUAUAGUAAACUGUCAUAUGAACUGACAAUAUUAAGUUAUAUUCAUAAGUGCCGCAAGAUUUGUCCCAGGCAUUUCGAAAAUAACACUGUCUGACUUCAGUAAUAAAUUUAUCAGACUCACUUAUCAACUUAGAGUAUGUAGAUGAUAUAGUUCUGUUCGACAAGAACGCUGAUAAAAUGCUAUUUCCUAAACCCCUUGUGAUCCAUUUCAAUUACUUGGAAAUGCGUCUCUCUACCACUUUGGAGCUGGUCUACAUCAGCAUUUCUGUCUGUAGAAAGUGAAAUGAUACACCAUGUUAGCCGCUUAUGAAUUCCAAUGGGUCUUUGGCUGAUGAAGUAUCGACACGGAUUUAAAACAAGCAACUUGAUUUUCGCUAGCUUGGGUCACUCGUGGCGUAAGCGGGAUUUCCAUCUCACUGUGAAGGUGCAAUUAUACUGCAGUCCACUCUGUAUUACUUGGUGACUGAAAUAUGCUUUAUGAAAAUAGAAGGCGUUCUUAAGUUGCGAAUUUUCGACCAUACUUUUCAAAGCAUUUAUCACGUAUCAUGAAACAAGUUGGUUAGGUCGUGAAACUUCCUUGACUUAGGUGAAUGGAAUAUGUGUUAUGUAUCCCUAACUGCUUCCUACCCUUUUGCUCGACGGUAGCAUAUAUAAAAGUAAGUUGAGAGAAAGCUAAGGACAUCUAAACCUUUAGUUCAUAAAGCCAUUGAUUGUUAAGAACACUGUGUAACAUGACUCGAAAGCAGUCUAAAUGUCAUAAAUGCAUUUACUGCCUAUCGUUUAAUUUUUGUCUAACAAUCAGUACAAACUUUUGCCUAAAUUCAUCCGUUUGAGAACCGUACUUCCUCAUUUUUAGUGUUUCUCAUGGCCAUUGAUACUACUGUUUUUUUUCGACUCAGAAUUCAUCUUCAUUUCACUGUACCGAAAUGUUGCGUCGACUUGGAACGAUGCUUGUUUCCUGUUUGUUGAUGGAAUAUAUUUGUGGUCAAACGUUCGACAUUGAAUCCUACUAGUUUUCCUAGUCGAUAUGUGUCCAUCGUAUGCAAUAUUAUAGUCUGUUAUCGUAAGCAGUUAAAUAUUAUGUGCGUCUAAUUUUUGGGAAAAUAAGAUGUAACCAAUAUUACUCUUUUAGUUUCAGGCAAUUUCGAAUAAACUUCUCAAUUUCGCAUCUCAGUGAUCUUGAGACUAUUAUUUACAAUGAAAGUUACAUUUCUUUAACAUUGGUACUCCUCAAUUCAUCUCAUAACCUCUCAGUAAACCAAUGUCGUCUACUGCAUCUGUAGUCCCCAAUGUUUCAUAUCAUUUGCCCAAGCCUGUUACACAGAAUUUCCAGCACUUCGAUUGUGGUUCUGAUGGGUCAGUGUUGGGAUUCAGCCAUCAAUCUCCCCAAAAUAAUGAUUAUGGGCCUACUACUAAUUUUAUGAAGUCAGAGUCAUCUAUAUCCGCUUCUAAACUAGUUUCCUAUAACUUAGAUAACGCUUUACGUCUAUCAUUAAAGUCAUCUACAGUCCCGCUUAAUGGGCAUAUAUCAAAUUAUACAGAAAAACUGUCUCAACGACCUUUGUCUUUCCAUGAAUCGUCAGCCCCUCCUCUGGAUUCAGUAAUCAAGCAGAAAAUCCAAAGUUUACCCAGAUCUUUGAUCCUAGAAGAUUCGGAAGAAUGUAAAUCCGUCAAAAAAAGUUCUCCUGAAAAUAAACUCCUAUGUUCCGAUGAUGAACUUGAUCAUUUGUGUCAAACCGGUGCUCAUUGUAUUCCAAAAAGAGCUUUGGGAUUUGGUAACUCUGGAAAUACAUGUUAUCUUAACUCUGUACUUCAAUGUAUUUUGGCUACUGGACCUCUACUUGCAUAUAUUAACCAUAAACAUUCAAACCCUAGUAGCUGUAUCAUAACUAAUGGUCGGUCCAGCCUUCCAAGCUUAAACAAAUCUCGGUUUUGUGUUUUAUGCGGUCUUUCUCGUCUUAUUAAUGAACAUCACUCUCAAAAUGGACGUACAAUUCCUUCUUACUUUGUAACAAAUGUUCGAGCUAUUUGCCCCAGUCUUCGUCCUUAUCAACAAGAAGAUGCACAUGAAUUUCUACUUGGACUUUUGUCAAGAAUGGAAGAUAGUUCAUUGGCAAGUUUUGGCAAAGUGUCUCGUAAAAUAUCUGAAACAAAUGUCAUCAGGAGGAUCUUUGGUGGUAUAAUACGUUCAGAAGUGACCUGUCAUUCUUGCCUCAAAGUUUCAGCGCGGGAUGAACAAUGCUUUAAUUUGUCUAUGGAUAUCACUUGCGCUCGAAGUUUACAGCAAUGUCUGUGUAAUUAUAUUCGUAGUGAAGAGUUAUCAGGUCAAAAUGCUUAUAAAUGUGAAAAUUGUCAUCAACUUCGACCAGCUAUGAGAAAAUGUACCAUUUAUCGAGCACCACCUAUACUUAUUAUCCAGCUAAAUAGAUUUUCACGUCAUCAAAAACUUGAUAUACGUGUAGAUUUUCCUUCAUCAUUUAAUUUACGUCCAUUUAUGACACAAUCAAAAGGUUUACCAAUAUUAUAUAAAUUAUAUGCUAUAGUUAAUCAUGAAGGAUAUAGUUGUCGUAGUGGACAUUAUGUAUCAUUUACUCUACGUCAUGGUCAAUGGUUAUCACUUAAUGAUAGUUUUGUUGCAACAACAAAUCCUGACCAUGUUUUACGUCAGUCACCCUACCUACUGUUCUAUGAAGCGGUUCGUAAUUCAACUAACAGUACAGUUACUCGUACAGUAACCUCUAAGGAAUCUUCACUAGACACUAAUACUCCGAAGCUAAAUAACUCCCAGUUACCUCUUGUUAAUGAUACAGUCAAACAACAACAGUCUAUUACAAAACCUUAUUUAUCAUCAUCAUCGUCUACACAGCCUAAUCAUCAUAAAUCUUUUAACAUCAUAAAACAAACAAAUUUACCAUCUGUUACCACAUCAUCUGUUAUUUCUCAAAGUACUUCAUUUACUAAGACACCAACAAUUAAUUCAUUGUGUUGCAGUAAUCCUACCACAAACACGGUAUCAUCCGUACCGAAAAUUGUUUUUAAUCCUAAACUUUCAUUAAAUAAAAUAAACAUCCUGACCUCACCAAUUGUUCCUUCUACAUCGAUAUCAAAUGGUCCCAUUAAUUCACUGUCUUUUACUUCGAAGAAUAAAAAUAUUCAAGAUAUAGUAGAAUGUGGUAAGAAUCAUCAUUCAAAUAUUAUAUCAACAGUACCUUCAGCCAGCAGUAGUACUAAUGGUACGACAACAACCAUCUCUUUAUCAGCGGCCACUGUCCGGGAGUUGCUCUAUGGAAAAGAAACAUCAUCAAAUUUAUGGACUGAACGUCCAACACCAAUAAACGAGUCUGUUUUAUCAUUGUCGUCGACUUCAUCAUCAUCUUCAACAAUAACAACAUUAUCUCAUUGUAUUAAAAAUCCGACUAGUGAACAAUCAUCAGUUACUCUUUGUAAUAAUUCAGAUAAUCUAACCACAAUCAGUACUACAAAGGUACAAACCACCUCAUCUCAAUUACCUUCAGUUAAUACUGCAGGCUUAAAAGAUAAACAAUAUGAAUUGACAAAUCCUUUAGUGGACUAUUCUUAUGAGGAAUCGGACAGUGAUAAAAAUGGUUCACCACCUCCUCACAAGCGAAGUCGAACAACAUACAGUGGCUCUGACUCUGGCAUUGUUUGGGUUCCCGGCAAUCAUAAUGAAAAAUCCAAAAAGCAUCAUACUUAUAAAUCUUCAUCAGAUGAACAUAAACGUCAUAAGAAAAAGCAUAAAAGUCGUCAUUCAUCUAAACACAGUUCUUCCCAUCAUAAUUCAUGGAAUGGUUCCGACGAUAACCAUCACCGUCAUAAUCAUCGUAAUCGGGAGCUCGAUCGUAGCAGUAGUCUGCCUCGUCCUUCUUCUCAUCAUCAUCAUGACAAGCAUCGUCGCCGUCAUCAUCAUAAAAAAUAUCGACAAGAGUCACCUGAUUCCAAAAAUCACCGCUUCCAUUCACAUCAUAAACACUACAAACAAUCUCAUAGUCAUGAAAAUGGAUACAGGUAAAAAAAGAAAGAAAUCCCAUUGUUUAAUCUGCUGCUUCUACAUCAAACAAUUAUUUUUUUGCAUGCAUUCUUACACUGAUGGAACCUGUACUUCAAUCUCUUUCUAUCCUUAAUACAUAUGAUAAACACAUUGUCUUGAAUUGGCCUACCAUAUCUGCAAAGAAAAAUUAUUUUUUUCAAAUGACAAUGCAAAAUGAAUUCAUUAACAAAGAUCAGUAUUUGUCUAUAACCUGGUGUGUAUUGCUUAUGAAGUCACCUCUCUAUUUCUUCAUUAUCCAAGCUUGUUUUUCUUUAGUUAUUUUAUAUUUUCUCACUUUUGUAUUUAAAUUAGGUCUAAUAAUUCAAACAUAAAAAUGUACAGUUAUGUUCUUCUUUUUUUUCUCUUCUAUAAACUAUCAUGUUAUCGACGAAUGACGAUUACACAACCAAUUCAUCCAUAUGAUAUAACAUUGCAUACAUUAAGCCUAUAAAAAUUGAAGAAGAAAACAAAAGAGAAAGACGGAGAUGCAUUGUAAUUUAUUAUUUCCUAAAAUCCUACCAAAUUUUAAAUGAGGAUUUUACUGCUCCAUUAAUUAACGUUCUGUAUUAUUGUCUUCAAUGUUAUUAAUUCUUUUUUUUUACUUGUUUACUUUAAAGUGAUGUCGACUACGCUUUUUCACUGUGUUUUUUUUUCUGUACGUAGCUAUAAAAGUUUUC